This is a messenger RNA of Geodia barretti, 1530 nucleotides long. The record is from the annotation of a GenBank genome assembly. Lineage: Eukaryota; Metazoa; Porifera; Demospongiae; Tetractinellida; Geodiidae.
GCGCCCAAGCCCUCCUUCCCGCUGAGCCUAAAGUGCUCGAUCCUGCACAACGUGGCGUGCGGCCUGACCUACCUCCACGAGCGAUCGCCGCCCAUCAUCCACCGCGACUUGUCGGCCAGAAACGUUCUCCUGAACUCGGGGAUGGUGGCCAAGAUAGCGGACCUGGGAGUGGCUCGUAUCGUGCCUCGUAUGCGAGUUGCAGCCACCAUGACAAAGGGACCUGGGGCCAUAAUUUACAUGCCUCCAGAGGCCAUGGAAAACAAACUUGAGGAGGAAAAAGAGGAAGAGAAAGACAAAAAGUCAAAGUACGAUGCAAGCAUCGACAUCUUCUCUUUUGGUGUCAUGGCCAUUUUCACACUCUGCCAAACCUUUCCCUGCGACUUGCUAGCAGCCAGCUAUCGUGACGAACAACAAACAAUAGUAGGUCGAACUGAACUAGAGCGACGAGAGGGGUACAUGAGGAUGAUCUACAGGCAGCUACGCGAGAAGCAUCCUCUCCUGCAGAUGAUCGAGGGGUGUCUGAACUUCCCUGAAGACCGGCCGAGCAUUCGUGAGGUGCUGCGUCUGUUGGAGGAGGCCAGAGCUGAAGUGAGAGACGAGCAGACCGACAUGAACAAACUGGAGCUGUUGCGAGCUCUUCAGACCCAGCCCAGGAACCAGGAAAAUGUUGAGCAAGAGGGACAGCUGAGGAGAAAGGAAGCAGAGUUAGCUGAGGCCCAGGGCCAACUGAGACAGAAGGAGGAACUGCUACAGUCCAGUGAAAGGGAGAAACAGAUUGUUGUGCAACAACUACAAUCCAAGAACCAGGAGAUCGUUGAGCUCAAGCAACAACUAGAAUCCACUGAGAGAGAGAAACAGACAGUCAGGCAACAGCUGAUCGGCUCACAGAGACAGAAUCAAGAACUGAGACAGAGAGAGACUGAGUUAGUGCAGGCCAAGGACAGGGAGCUAAGAGAGAAGGCGUCAUUGCUAACAAGGAUGGAGAGAGAGUUAGUUGAGACUCAGCAGCAACUGAGACUGAAGGAGGAACAACUGCAAUCAAUUGAGGCUCUAGUGGCUGACUUCCAGAAGGCCCUCCAGCAGAGAGACUCUGAGACUCAGAGUACAAAGCCUGCUCCCCUAGCAACAGCUGUACCCCAUGCCACACCACCUGUAGUUAAACCACGAAAGCUCACUGUGCAGUGUCAUCGUAAUAAGCCAGCACCAUGUGAAAUGGUCAGAGGAUCUGCAACAACUGAUUGUCUAUUUGCAUACUUCACCCCAGAUGCCUCCACCUCAGUCCACCAAUAUAAAUGUAGUACAGGGAAAUGGGAGGAACUUCCUUCAUGUCCAUAUCAGAACUCUGAACUAGUCCUUAUUGACAGGGAACUAACUGCUGUGGGGGGACAUGAUGGAUAUCGUCAUACUAACAAACUAUGCACACUAGGACAGAGGAAAUGGGUUGAGAAAUACCCUCCAAUGAACACUGCACGUUCCCAAACUGCUGUAGUUACUACAUCUGAUAGCAAUACCUCAUUGCGCAUUGGGGGG